Messenger RNA from Mesorhabditis spiculigera, 444 nucleotides. Lineage: Eukaryota; Metazoa; Nematoda; Chromadorea; Rhabditida; Rhabditidae. The record is from the annotation of a GenBank genome assembly.
AUGGAGAGUUACGAGCAGCGGAAGACCGAGCGGCACCGGAAGCGAGUUUUGGACCGGCUGAACUCGUUGGAGAAGUUUGGAUUGAAACGCGCCAAAGUUCUGAAGUACAAACGCAGAAGGAUGAAGCGUCAUAUCAAACAGCAGGCCAGCUACACCCUGCCGCACGAGUUGGACAAGUCCCCCUUUGGUGUAGUAGCCACCCACAUUACCAAUACCUUACGCAAGCUCAAAGGCGACAACACGGAACCGAGAAGUUGGCGCUCAAUCGUGGCGGAUGUCGAGAUCAAGGGCAAGGAGAUCAAGAUGAGGCGAAAAGAGCUUGAACUUGGCGAGGAGGACGAGGAAACAGAAAUGAUGAAGCUGGCGGAGAAUAAGAAGAAAAACAUGACUCUUGACGAGCAGCUGGCCCAGGAGCCAGUCAAGUUGAUGAGAGAAGGCGAGUGC